AUGGUUCGGAAACGUUACAGUCUGGAAAACGUUACUGUCUGUAAAACGAUACGGUCUGUAAAACGUUACGGUCUUACAAAGGAUCUCAUUAUCUAUCUAUCUCAGUCCUUUCUAUCUAUCUAUCUAUCUAUCUAUCUCAAUCCUUUCAUCUAUCUAUCUAUCUAUCUAUCUAUCUAUCUAUCUAUCUAUCUAUCUAUCUCAAUCCUUUCAAUAACAGUCUAUCUAUCUAUCUAUCUAUUUAUCUAUCUAUCUAUCUAUCUAUCUAUCUAUCUAUCUCAAUCCUUUCAUCUAUCUAUCUAUCUAUCUAUUUCAAUCCUUUCAUCUAUCUAUCUAUCUAUCUAUCUAUCUAUCUAUCUAUCUAUCUAUCUAUCUAUCUAUCUCAAUCCUUUCAUCUAUCUAUCUAUUUCAAUCCUUCUAUCUAUCUAUCUCAAUCCUUUCAUCUAUCUAUCUAUCUAUCUAUCUAUCUCAAUCCUUUCAUCUAUCUAUCUAUCUAUCUAUCUAUUUCAAUCCUUUCAUCUAUCUAUCUAUCUAUCUAUCUAUCUAUCUAUCUAUCUAUCUAAGUUCUUUCAUAUAUCUAUCUACCUCAGUCCGUUCAUUUGUCAAUCUAUCUAUCUAUCUAUCUAUCUAUCUAUCUAUCUAUCUAUCUAUCUAUCUAUCUCAAUCCUUUCAAUAACAGUCUAUCUAUCUAUCUAUCUAUCUAUCUAUCUAUCUAUCUAUCUCAAUCCUUUCAUCUAUCUAUCUAUCUAUCUAUUUCAAUCCUUUCAUCUAUCUAAGUUCUUUCAUAUAUCUAUCUACCUCAGUCCGUCCAUUUGUCAAUCUAUCUAUCUAUCUAUCUAUCUAUCUAUCUAUCUAUCUAUCUUAGCUACUCUUUUUAUCAACCACCUAUUCUUUCCUUACUUCUUUUUCCCUUCUAUCUAUCUAUCUAUCUAUGGCUUUAUUUAUCUAUUUAUCUCAGCGUUUUAUUUUUAUAUAUCUGUUUAUAUAUCUAUCUAUUUAUUUUGGCCAAUACUUUCUAUUUAUCUAUCCAUGCCUAUUCUUUCCUUCUGUUUUCCUUCCGUCUAUCUAUCUAGAAGCCAACGAGGGAAAGCCAAUGCAUAUUUAAGCGGAGCGCCUCCGAUGUUGCAAACGCUGUAUUUAUCGAUAAUUUCUUUUCGCCACUUACGUCUCAGCCCUCCUCAACAUAAAACAUUUCUUUUUUUUUAUCUUUGA
Messenger RNA from Acanthosepion pharaonis, 1209 nucleotides. NCBI's taxonomy places the organism in Eukaryota, Metazoa, Mollusca, Cephalopoda, Sepiida, Sepiidae. The record is from the annotation of a GenBank genome assembly.